AUGAAUGUUCGGUGCAUCAACACGACGAAGAAGAACAAGGAUCACCACACCAUUGACAUCUACGAUCCAGACUAUGUGGACACGAAAAAACCCGAAGGACCGAAGACGGCCAAGGAGUUUGCCGACGUUAAAUCGCAAAAGAACUGGAUUUCCUAUGGCUUCGACUUCAUUGACCCCGCAAAUGACCGUUCGCUGAUGAACUUUACCUUCUUCACCAUGAUCACCAUGGGCUUUGUCGUGUUCACCUACAUCAUUUACUACUUUCCCGAUUUUGUCCUUCACGACUGGGCCAUCAGGGAAGGCUUCCUGGAGCUGGACCGGCGUGAACGCCUCGGUCUGCCGCUCAUUGACCGGAACCUGGUCGACCCAGCCACACUAGACCUGCCCACCGACGAGGAGCUCGGCGACUACAAGGUCUACAC
Messenger RNA from Rhagoletis zephyria (snowberry fruit fly), 422 nucleotides. The record is from RefSeq and is a predicted model, not a curated record. Lineage: Eukaryota; Metazoa; Arthropoda; Insecta; Diptera; Tephritidae.